This is a messenger RNA of Daktulosphaira vitifoliae (grape phylloxera), 613 nucleotides long. RefSeq lists its product as uncharacterized. Lineage: Eukaryota; Metazoa; Arthropoda; Insecta; Hemiptera; Phylloxeridae. The coding region runs from base 26 to 592 and encodes 188 amino acids. The record is from RefSeq and is a predicted model, not a curated record. The transcript is spliced from 2 exons.
CAAGGUGACUGACACCCCAAUUGUAAUGUCGAAACCGUCAAUAAAUAAUUCACAAAAUAACAUGGGUGGAAAUAGCGGACAGUGUAAUGAUGGAAGCUGCAAUCAAAGAUUUGAGGAAGAAAUGGAAGUUUUCAAUAGUUUUGAUUUGAAUAAUUUAAAAAAUCCAAACGUAUUUAAUAAAAUAAUAUCAUUACUCUCAGCAAAUAAUUAUGCACUGUGUAAAGUGAUCGGAACUAUACUCACACUAAGACAAUGUAACUUUUUAAGUUUUUUCAAAGUAAAAACUAUUUUAUUAGCAGCAGCUGCUUACUACACACUUCAAGCCAGUAGCGACAAUAAUUUCAAAAUACCUGAUACAAUAAAAAACUUAUUUGGACAAAUAAACAAUCAAUGUACCGAGACAGAAGCAUGCAGAUCUAAUGUGCCAGAGUAUAAUUCACAAUCUGAAAACAGUGGUUUAUUAGGAAAUGCCCAGGAAUACUACCAGUGGUUAUUCGGAGAAUUUCCAGGGGGAGCAAAUCAGUAUACUGACUCAAGAAUGGACAGUAAUUACUCAGCUAACGAUUUGUUAGAUUAUCAAAAAUAUAACUAAGUACAGGAAAAAGUAUGAACC